CACGAAUAGAACCAUGCAGAGAGACAGAAGCAAGGUCUCACGUUUUCUGUUUUCGCCAUGGUUGCACUGCGGUUGUCACUGUUGCGCUGUCAGCAAAAGAUAGAUGGAAGGCGAAGGAGCUGGGCCUGUGGCCGAGAGUGGCUGGCCCUUGACCGUCUUGGAGGAUCCAGCGAAGUGCAGUUCCGUCUCACGCGUGGACUCCGUCGCAGAGUUUCGGGACUUUGUGCGUCAUGGCCGGCACUCGGAGGGAGAGAUGUGCAUCCUCACUGAAGGCAUCUCCAAGCUGCAGUUGACAAACUCCAUCCCCGAGACCUUGAGCGAGGUUCUUUCGCAGCGGAAGAAGCUCUCAGCCGUUGAAGCCCUCCUGAAGACGAUUGAGCAAGGCGAGGAUCCCUGGACAGGUGAACUCUUCUGGUGGCCGCCGGGUGAGACGCGACGCGAGGAGGUGUUGGGGGAAGAUCUGCGCAGCAAGCUCUUAAGAUAUCGCCCCUUCGUCGAAACGUGCUACGCCGCAGAGCUCCGAAGCUCGCGGAGGGGGCCGCAUCCUCGAAGCUGUGAGCAGACUGACACCUUGACGAGCCUGGAUGUGAAGGACCUGGUGACCUCGCAUGGAUCCGUCCCUCUGUGGGACCGAGGACAUGGCUUCCUUGGAAGCAGUGGUGCGGGCAUCGGCCUGCACGUCGACCAGGCUUGGUGGAGCAACAUCGCAAAGAACUUCUAUGGGUACAAACUGGUGGCACUCUGGGCUCCAGGCUCCAACGUGUUGGAGACGUGUGGUGGAGAACUCUUCAGAAAGCCUUUGUGCCAUCGACACCUGAGCGCCCUAGAUCGCUGCUGUGCGGUGGCGCUCCUUCGACCAGGGGAUGUGGCCUGCUUCACUGGAGGCUUGCCCCACACGACCUUGGUGGUGGGAUCAGAACUCAAUCUCACUUUCUAUGAGAGUUUCGUGAACUGGAAUUGUGACAAUCUUGCUUUGCUUCUUUCAGGACUCCAAAGACCCAUCGACCAAGCUUGGUGGCAGAACAAUAUGUCUCCCGAGUUUGCGCAGACCGUCCUGGAUGAUAUCCUACGAGUGGUAGAUGCAGGAGGCAAGUUGGAGGAAUUCCAGGAACGAUUUGUCUCAUUCCUUCGUUCGAGGCCCAUCGCUGCUGCUAGACUGGCUGGCAAGGUUCGUCCAAGUGGAGAAGCCCCAAUGAAAAGGCGAUGUCUCAGAUCCUGAGAACGGGGCUGCGCAGAGCAGUGGCUCCAUUGCACUUACUAUAGCCAGUGCAACCCAUACUUUUUCGAAGGAGGUGAACAGCAUUGCGCUGACCCGACUUAGUGGUGAAAGAGUUGAUCAUGGUGUGCAAGGACCUUCCAAGCAGACUCUGCUGCCACCAGCACAUCCCAAGCAGACUACGCAAGCUGCCUUCCUGAAGGAAGUCUGCUGAAGGGCAACCGCGCAGAAUAUUGGCAAUCUAUAACUCUCUAUGCAGAGAGAUCAGAGAUUUCACAAUGAGGGGACAGCUUUCAACUCGUGUGAUGUCCUGUGAGACAGGGUCUCCUCAUCAAAUUGCAGGGUCUCCUCAUCAAGUUCUGAGCAGCCAAGCUGAUGAAAUGAGCGAAUGGUACUGCAUUGGCAUUAGUACAGCUGUCC
Molecule: messenger RNA, 1636 nt
Organism: Durusdinium trenchii
Lineage: Eukaryota; Dinophyceae; Suessiales; Symbiodiniaceae
Source: the annotation of a GenBank genome assembly